Messenger RNA from Brugia malayi, 324 nucleotides. RefSeq lists its product as uncharacterized. The coding region runs from base 1 to 324 and encodes 107 amino acids. The transcript is spliced from 2 exons. NCBI's taxonomy places the organism in Eukaryota, Metazoa, Nematoda, Chromadorea, Rhabditida, Onchocercidae. The record is from RefSeq and is a predicted model, not a curated record.
AUGCUCGCUGCAAAUGAAGAAGUCCCGGCAGUACCGGGAAUAUUUGACGUUCUCCGCUAUUUGGAGAACGAACCUGUAAUGCUAAAUGCAUUACAGGAAUUUAUGAAUAUGAGGCAACAGCGUGAUAGCCUGCUGAAUGCUCGCUUGACCGAGGUAGAAGGAAGGCUGGCUGAGUAUGAAGGGCGAAAUGCCCAACAAGAAAUGGGAGAAGAGCAGGAUGAGGAAGAAGUGGAUAAGAGGUCGGCACCUCAGGAGCCGGAAUUUAAUAUUGAAGACGCAGAGUGGGCACCUCUGCCGGAAAAUGACGAUGAAGCGAUUGGCUAG